Messenger RNA from Phalaenopsis equestris, 1048 nucleotides. RefSeq lists its product as uncharacterized. Gene Ontology annotation, biological process: endocytosis. The record is from RefSeq and is a predicted model, not a curated record. Lineage: Eukaryota; Viridiplantae; Streptophyta; Magnoliopsida; Asparagales; Orchidaceae. Gene Ontology annotation, cellular component: membrane; clathrin vesicle coat.
GUGAAUCUGCGAACAAAUGUAAAACGGAAGGAAAGGUCAGACGUCUUCACAUCGCCGCAGCUCAAUUUUGAAAUAGAGGAAACGUUUACUGUGGAAGCAUCAGAAAUCUCCAAGUUUGACAGGAAGGGUUGCUCAUGGAUGAAGAAGAGCACAAUCACAUACAACUCGAACGCAAUUCGGACGGCAGCUCGAAGGAAGGAGCGAAAGGCGAGGAUGACGAGGAGGAACUCGAGGCCGUGGAACUUAUCCUCUUCCACGUCAAAGAGUGCUACGUCUAUGUGAUACCGCCGAGAAAGACUGCUGCGUCUUAUAGGUGGGCGUCUUCGACAUGCGUUUAUUGGUGUAGGCUUCCGAGAAAGACCACAGGCUUAUGACUUCCAAGCUGCACUCCAUGAUCAUAUGAAAUAUCUAAAUAAAAAACAAACUGCUGAAGAGAUGGAGCAACUCUACCAAGCAAAAUCCUCAGUUGAUUAUAGUCUAAAAGAAGGACAAACUCUUUUUCUUCAGAUCAAGAAUAAAGGAAGUAGUGGCGCGAAGUCAGCACUAUUUGAACGCUUUAACAAGGUUUCACUAGAAGACAAACCGACCGUGAAAGAAGGAGGCUUGACAUACCUUAAGCCGCCGCCGGCACCUCCCUCGCCUAUUAGUCCAGUCGAGAGAUCAUCACUUAGCUCACCAGCAUCUUAUUCCAAUCGUACUAGCACCAGUAAUGAAAGUGAAAAAAUCCAAUUUUUGGUAGCAGAGAAUCCCCCCAAAGAUCCCCAUGCUGUCACUGAUGCAGGUCCUCAAAGUACAGCUGAAGAUGAUUUUGGAGAUUUUCAGGCCGCUGGGUAACAUACUUGACGUUUUCCAUUGCUUCUUAAUGGUCGUUUCCUGUGUUUUAGGUAUGCAUUUUUUAUUAUUUAUGAAUUGGUUGAUGUGCUCUUAUGUACAUUUGAAUUAUUAAUGCUUUAUUACGUGUCUCAGACAUGGAAAACAUUUUAUUCAUGGAAUUUCUGCAGAGAAGUUAUUCUUUUAGAAAGGAUGCAUCCCCAUACAUGAUGUGUUG